Molecule: messenger RNA, 3601 nt
Organism: Didymodactylos carnosus
Lineage: Eukaryota; Metazoa; Rotifera; Eurotatoria; Philodinida; Philodinidae
Source: the annotation of a GenBank genome assembly
AGUGUGUGUGUGUGUGUGUGUGUGUGUGUCGAUAAGAACAAGAUUUUUUUUAAACACAUAUCAAAUUUUCACUACACUCUCGAACGUUUUCUUUUAAUCGACCAUGAAAUUCAUCUCUUUGUGAUAAAACCUCCAAAAAAAAUAUAUUUUUGUUAUAUAAACACAAAGCGUUAUAGUCGGAUUAUGGUCUCUCACUUCCAUGUCUCUCAAAACGUGAUUAAGAUUCUCAUACUACAUUACUGUACUGAUCUGUGUGUGUAUAGUUGUGAAAAAAAUCGAUGAUAUGUUUUGUAAUGAUAAAUUUUACAACUUUUUAGUAAAAAUAUGAUAACAGACAUACUGCACAGACACAUAUGAACAAGUCCCUUGAGCUAUGUUUAUAUUCAUUUGACUUGUUCAUUUGAUUUAUUGAGUAAUGAAAUGAUAAUUUAUUAUCAUUCAUAAUGAACUUUUACCAUCUUGCUAGUAGAGAAAAACGAAACAGUUAAUAAGGAUGAAAUCUCAAACUUUUCAAUUUUAUGAAUUUUUGAAAAGAAGAAGGUCAUGUGCGUGAAGAUAAAAGUAAGCCUUAAAUUUGAUUGUUUUUCUUUUCUUUUUCAACAUUCUUAAGAUGAACAGAGAAGAAAGUAGUGAGUGUCAUAUCUUGCACCCACUUGUUGUUGUUUGUUGUGUAAUUCUGUUUUCUUUUCUUUAUAUAUACAUAUAUAUAUAUAUACUUAUCAGAAUUUUGCCUUAAAACAAUAUGAAAAAAAUUUUUCUCACAUGUACAUAUUGAAACUUGUUCAUCUUACGUGUCAUGAUCACAUUUAAAGAUUUGGAUACUUGUUGAUGCAAGAACAAUGACAUCGUCAUCAUGAAAAUUAACGUGUCUAGGACUGGCUAAGAUAUUACUAGUCAAUGAAUAACCUCUUAAAGGUGAACAAAUAAAGUAUUUAUCUCGUGUGUAUAUUAAUCAGGAGAGAGAGAGAGAGAGAAUAUAUUUAGAUAUUUGAAACUGUUGUACAUGGUAUUUAAAUGAUACUGUCUGUUUUGUUUGUUUAUAUUAAUAAAAUAAAUAAUUACAACCAUUCAAAUGACAAUGUCCUUGUCAUUAUUUCCAGAUAAAAUCACUUUUUUAUUAUGUUAUUAUCUCCUUGUGGGUGAUCGAUGUUUAGUCAAAUUUUAAUAAUUUUGGGCUUUUUUUCGUUAGAAAACUUUUAACUUUUAUAAUGUGCUGGCAAAAGAUGUUUAUUACUAAUUUUUUCUUUUUUUUUCCCCUUUUUUUUUUUGUUCAAUAUUUAUAAUCCCAUCAGGUGAAUAUUGAUAUCAAAAUGAUGUAAUUUGAUUCGACAGUUUCAACAAGCAGUCAAUAUAGAGUCGAGACGACAAUGUUUGGUUGCCACUUUCUUUCUUAAAUUGUAUCCGAGUACUAUCUUGUAAUAUAUUCUAUAAGAGUGCGAACGUUUUCUCUUGAAUAGGUAAUGUCUUUCUUUUUUUUUUUCUUUAUUAAAGAUGCCGUGUGUUUCAUAAAUGAUCUUCAUAUAUUAAAAAAAAAAACAUGAAUAGCUGGGCUCAUCGAGUGGUGUACACCACAGAAAGAAAAAAAAAAGGAAGUUGAAAACUAAUAAAAAAAUUACAAUGACAAUUAGAACAAUAUAAGAAUUCAACAUUUGUUAAUGAUGACAGAUAUGAAAUGAUGAUAUAUACAUCCGUCUUUCCAUUAUUAACACUUGAAAUUUGAAGAAUAAUUACUGAGAAAGUGUAGCUGUAACAUUUAAAUAUGAAUAGAUUUUUCUUUUUUUGUACAGUUUGUUAAUCAAUAAUGAGAAAGAAAAGUGGUAUUAUUUAAAUUAAGAUUAAAAGUGUGCGAAAGAAUAGUAACUCGAGAGAAAAAAUUGUCGUCGGCCAUUUUGAUUACCUUACAAUUGCCAGACCACAUUCAUUGAAUUUGUUUUUUUAUUUUAAUGCCUGAAACGAUCUCAUUAAGAAUGAACUAAUAUGAAUAUGAUUGAACUUCUAUUUCAAAAUUCAAAUACUAUUGAAAACAAAACCAAUCUAUAUUUGAACGACCUUUAAAAAUUUGUCAUCGCCUAAAUAUAGAACUUUUUUGAUAAUUACGAGAAAACUUUAAGCAUGCCUGUUUAAGAAAUUGAAUAAUAAAAAAUAUACUCAGACAGAGAACAAGGUACGAUUACACAAUUUUUUUCAUUAUUGUAUGCGUUUCCAAACGAACAGUUACAUACAUAUUGAAGAAGAAGAAGAAAAAGAAACAACAAAUUGAUUUGUCUAUACAUAAGAAUAUGAAAACAAAUAAUAAAUGAUAAGUUAACAGCCGUGUGAACAACUGUUUGCAUAAGUUGUGCUGUUACAACAUAUAACUUCUUACAAACCCUAGAGGGAAAAGAUUGAAGAGAUUUUCUUUUUUAUAAACUAUACCUUUGCUCUUUCUUCUUCUGUCUCUCUCUCUUGAACAAAGAAUAUUAUAAUUUUUAAAUUUGUUUAUUUUAGUGAUGGUAGAUUAGUUUGCGAUUGUAAACAUAAUACGGCUGGUGACGAAUGUGAACGAUGUAAAGAUUUCUAUUAUGAUCGACCAUGGGCAAGAGCAACGCAACGUGAUGCUAAUGAAUGUGUUGUAUGUAAUUGCAAUAAUCAUUCGGAAAAAUGCCGUUUUAAUCUUGAAUUGUACAAAUUGAGUGGACACAAAUCAGGCAGUGUCUGUUUAGCAUGUCAGCAUAAUACGGCCGGUAGAAAUUGUCAGUAUUGUCAAGAAGGCUACUAUAAAAAUAAAUAUGAAUUGAUGACAAGUGCGAGUGUUUGUAGAGGCCGUUCAUGUCAUUAUUGCCAAGAGGGCUAUUAUCGUGAUAUUUCAUUGGCAAUAAAUCAUCCGAAAGUAUGUAAAGAAUGUAAUUGUCAUCCAGUUGGAUCUCGUGGUAAAACGUGUAAUCAAACAACUGGUCAAUGUAUUUGCAAAGAUGGUGUAACGGGUCUUCGAUGUGAUCGAUGCAUGAAAGGUUAUCAACAAACAAAGUCUCCAGUUGCACCAUGCAUACGUACGUUAGAAUUGUCUCCUAUUUUCAACAUCUAUCAGGAUGAUUCAUAUGCAACAUCGAAUAAUCAUGAUGAAGAUAAAACAUAUUCUUAUAAUCAACAAUCUCCACCACAAUCUUCAACUGUCGUUCGGCCAGAUGAUGAUGGUGUUAGUCGAUCUGAUUAUAAUUCUCCAAAUAUUGAUCAAAGUCAUUAUUGUGGUGCUUGUCGAUAUUAUAGUAAACGAUUACAUUUUAAAAAAUAUUGUAAACGAGAUUAUACAAUUCAUGCUCGUGUAACUAAUCGUCAUGAUGCUGGUCAAUGGGUCUCAUAUUUAUUAACUGUUUUACGUGUGUAUAAGGAUCGUUUAAAUCGUAUACAAGAAACAGAACAAUGGGUAUGGAUUAGUCGAAAAGAUAUACAAUGUAAUUGUCCUAGACUAAAAAUUGAUCAUGAAUAUUUAUUAAUGGGUUUUUAUGAUCAAAUGCAAACAUCACUAAGUUUAGAUAGAACUUCUGUUGUUAUUGAAUGGCGAGAAAGAAUGGAACAAAGAAUGGUUCGGUUUAGACGAUUAGAAUUAAAUAAAAAAUGUUAG